CCUCUUCCUCUUCCUCCUCCUCUUCUUGAUCUUCUUGUAUUUUAUGAGGAGUUUCCCACUUGCUCCGAGUCUUCCUCCCUUCAUCCCAAUGACCGUCCGGAAAGGAAAAACUUUAGCCAUCACCAUCCAGGAGCACAUGGCCAUCGACGUCUGCCCGGGACCAAUCCGGCCCAUCCGCCAAAUCUCUGCCUACUUCCCCCGCCUCUCGCCCACUUCCUCCUUCUCGGAGCCGCUCUCGCCCAAUCAGACGGGAGCCUCGGCUGCCCUCUGCCCCGGCGGCACGGGUCAAGGCGGAGCGGGAGGAGGCAGCGGCGGCCUGUUGUCGCCCUUGCUAGCGGCGAGAGGCGGCGGGGCCGCGGGGGGCUCGCUGUCCGCCAUGAGCAGCAUUGACACCUCCGUCGAGGUGGACAGCUGUGACAGCGACGAUAACACUUCUUUGGGGACGUUGGAGUUUGACUUGCUGUACGACAGAGCCACCAGCUCCUUGCACUGCACUGUCCUGAAAGCGAAGGGUCUGAAACCGAUGGAUUUCAACGGCUUGGCGGAUCCCUACGUGAAGCUGCACCUCUUGCCGGGAGCCUGCAAGGCCAACAAAUUGAAAACCAAGACGGUCCGUAACACUUUGAACCCGGUGUGGAACGAGACGCUCACAUACUGCGGCAUCACCGAGGAGGACAUGUCUCGCAAAACGCUGCGGGUGUCGGUGUGCGAUGAGGACAAGCUGACGCAUAACGAGUUCAUCGGGGAGUCGCGGGUGGCCCUGCGCCGCGUGAAGCCCGACCAGACCAAACACUUCGACAUCUGUCUGGAGCGCCCACCUCCUCUGCCCUCGCCCACGGCGAUGAGCACGGCCCUCAGAGGCAUCUCCUGCUACCUGAGAGAGUGGGAGACGGAGCAGCAGAGAAGUUUGGAGGAGAGAGGCCGCCUGCUGCUGUGCCUGCAGUACGUCCCCCCGGGCGACGGCGACGAGGGUCCCGGCGAGGCCAAGGAGAGGACGCGCGGCGGCCUGUGCGUGGGCGUCAAGCGCUGCGCCCACCUGGCCGCCAUGGACGUCAACGGCUUCUCCGACCCCUACGUUAAAACGUACCUCAAGCCAGAUGUUCAGAAGAAGUCCAAGCACAAAACUGCAGUGAUAAAAAAGACACUCAACCCGGAGUUUAAUGAGGAGUUCUUCUACGAAAUCUCCUUCUCAGAGCUCGCCACCAAGACGUUAGAGGUCACCGUGUGGGACUACGACCUCGGCAGGUCAAAUGACUUCAUCGGGGGCGUCUCCUUAGGGUGCCACUCGCAGGGGGACACCCUGCAGCACUGGGUAGACUGUCUGAAGAACAAGGGCAAGAAGGUGGAGCGCUGGCACACGCUGACCAACGAGCUGCCCGGCGCCACGUCGCAGGAAUGAAGCGCACCUCUCGGGAUUGUGCGACCGGCGACACCACGGCGGCGAGGGAGACGGCGGAGGCUUUUCUGCAUGACUGUCAAAGAACUCGCAGCCGCACAAAAUGACUUCUUCAUUCAUGAAAAGAAAAAAAAUAAACGCGUCAGUCGGAGAAAAGCGGGAAGAGUCACAGAUCGUAACAGGCCUCAUCGUCGCAGCCGCCGCAAAACUGCUUUUUUGAAGCGGAUCCAUUUGGGAUGCUUGUUCCAUUUUUGGGUGGAUUUUGCUGGGCCGCAAGUCACGUACGCGCACACGAAGGAUAUUAAAAAGGCCUUUUCGCAUAACGCGCGGCUGCGGUUGGUGUCCAUUGGGAUGUCGCCAGCUACUGGCCUGGCAUGUAUAUGACAGUCGUUUUUUGCAAAGGAAAAAAUGAAAGAUUUGUUUUUUGUUUUUUUUUCCUGAAGUGUUUGUCACGUAAAAAUACUCGAACGCAGUCUUUCCCAACCUUUUGGAGCCAAAGCACAUACACUACUCAUACGAAGAUAUAUCGCUCUUUCGGCUGAAAUGUUCGGUCCAACUGUUCAGCGUUUCGGUACUUUUUGCACAGCUUUCUGUUCUUUAAAAAAGAAGCUAAACGGCACCUUGAUGCCUUUCUGUGACUCUUCCAGUCUUUUUGUAUCUCAACUGAUCACCUUCUUAGCUCAGCGGUACUAUUGAUCAAUUGUUAGGUGUCGUCUCGGUCUCAUGAUGUCAAAAUCUUAACAAAAUGUUGAAGAGGACAGUUUCGAGUUGAUUCAUGGAUCAAACAGUUUUUUGUUUUUUUUCUGUCAGCUCCUUGUUAACAUUGAACAGUUGGACAUGUGCAUUUAAAAGUUUAGAAAAGGUCAAAUUAGGUUCACCUGUAAAGUUUAUACAGUGGCCCGAAAAUCGGCGGUUAAUUGAGGCCCAUUAUAAUUGCAUUAAAAACAAAA
Molecule: messenger RNA, 2346 nt
Organism: Phycodurus eques (leafy seadragon)
Lineage: Eukaryota; Metazoa; Chordata; Actinopteri; Syngnathiformes; Syngnathidae
Gene: doc2a
Product: double C2-like domains, alpha
Exons: 11
Coding region: 44-1399 (451 amino acids)
Source: RefSeq, a predicted model, not a curated record